Messenger RNA from Peniophora sp. CBMAI 1063, 870 nucleotides. The record is from the annotation of a GenBank genome assembly. NCBI's taxonomy places the organism in Eukaryota, Fungi, Basidiomycota, Agaricomycetes, Russulales, Peniophoraceae.
AUGCACGGCUUUGUCUCGAACAGCCAUCACGCCAUUCCAACCCCGACGUCUGAGGGCCAACAGCGCUGGCCUACUACUAGCGGCCUCGUAUCAGAAUCGUGGAACCACCGUCUUUUGGCCAUGCUCCCUGGAAACUAUCUUGCGCGCGCAUCUGCGGCGCAACUACUCGCGAAGACUCGGAUUGCAUGCAUCGCGACUGCUUUACCAUGGCUGCUCUCUCAAAGCAAGCUCCGUUAUAGCACUGAAGCCCCUUUCCGACCAAAAGUACAGCUUCCAAGGCUUGCUAAAGCUCAUCCCACUGGCGGUAAAUGUGCGGGUUGUGGCGCACUCUACACAUUUGGCCUUUGGGCCAAGCACUCGGAUGGUGGUGUGAUAUGCCGGCGAUGCCAGAACGAUCAAGUCGGCUGUACCAGUCCAAAUCGAGCGCACCCGGACAGAGCCUGUACGGACUGUGGGUCUGCAAGGACAAGUCGAUGGUAUUCACAUUCGAGUGAAAACGGCGCAUUCAGGUGUACUAUUUGUUACGAUCGAUAUACUGCGCAGCGUGCCAACCUCGACGGUCGUGUUUGUCAUGACUGUGGAGCAAAACAUUCCUAUAAGUGGAUUGCCCAUACACCCAAGGCCAAGAACGGACUAUACAGAUGCGGCUUUUGCAGCAAUAAGUUUUAUUUAAAUCGCAAAAGUCGAGUCUGUCGUGAUUGUGGGACAAAGUACACGAGCAGAUGGCUUUCUCAUCCGAGUGGGGAUGGUUCCUUUCGAUGCAAGGCCUGCUACAUGCGGGAGUAUCGCCGUGUACGGAAGGUCAGGCAACGCACACCAACAGCCGAGAUACCAAUCAAUGGGAAGACUGCAGGCUCAGGUGUGCUUUGA